AAAUGUAAACGUCAAGAAUUCGUCUUUGUAUCAUUUUGAUGCUUAAAAACUGGCUUUCUUUCUCCCCCCCUUGCUCUUAUGAGUAUUUUCCCUUUCUACACACUGGGGGACAUGAUUUGAUCAGCUUUUCUUGCAUCCCUUUUGCUUCAAAGUCAUCAGUUAAGGUCUUGUUCGCGUCGUUCCAUGUCUGUUGUGGUAUUUUUUUUGUAUUUUUUUCUCGUCAAGUAGCUGAGAUUAUUGCUACUUUUCUAAAUUUUCUCAAUUCCUGACAAAUGUUCUCACUUCUGGUCUUCUUGUAAUGAAAAAGAAAAAAGUCCCCUUUGUCGCCAAAAAAAAAACAUAGAUGGAUGGCAGAGGGGCUGCGAGUAAUUUG
Molecule: messenger RNA, 373 nt
Organism: Aureobasidium subglaciale EXF-2481
Lineage: Eukaryota; Fungi; Ascomycota; Dothideomycetes; Dothideales; Saccotheciaceae
Exons: 1
Coding region: 39-269 (76 amino acids)
Source: RefSeq, a predicted model, not a curated record